AUGGGGAGAUACCUCUUAUCUAGCUCUUCUUCUACAUGCAGAACCUGUUUAGAAAACAGCAACCAGAAGUGGUGCAUCUUCAAAGGAGUUAGUAAUAGUGGAGAAUGAUGCUCUUCAAGUUCAACCUCUGGAUAUUGUGCUGGAGACGGCGUCUACGUCUGCUCUGAUGAUAGCAAGAUCGAUGGAACAGCUGGACUCAAUACCAAUGGGGGUUACAUCUUAUGUCCAACAUAUUACUCAGAUUGUGGAACUCUGACACAAAAUAUCUAUUAUUCUGAUCAGACUUGGUCAACAAAACGAAGGUCUAUAAGUUCAGAUGCUGUAUGAGUUUACAAAAUCAAAUCCACUGCCACUUUUAUAAAGAGCUUAACGAUCGACGUCAAUAAUGCAACAAAUGCUGAUAUAACUGUGUUCACUAGUUUUGAAGACUAUGAUUAUGAAAAGGAAGGCUCCAUGAGCACUGGAGAUACAAAGGCAGUAUCUAUAGAGUAUAAUUCGGAAGUUUAUGUAGUAGUUCACCCUACAUCUUCGACCAAUUCUAUAGAUAUUGACUUUCAAGUUGGUAAUUCAGAAAGCACUCUUAGCGCAGGAGCAAUUGUUGGAAUAGUUAUGGGCACUAUUUGUUGUUUCUUCAUCCUUAUGUGUGGAACAGUCGGAACAGGUGUAUAUUGUGCUAUUAAGAAAUGCAGAAGGCAUUUAGGAAAUCCAGGAACAGCAAAUAACCAUGCUGCUACAUCUAUUCAGGUGAAUCCAUCGUCUCAAAUGAAUACCGGUCAAGCUCCCCAGCCUCUCUAUAUUUCUCAUAACACCUCAAUAGUUAAUCCUCCAAGAAUGCAGGGUGACCCAACCACCGACCCAAACAUGGCCUACGACCAAAACAACACGCUUCAACCCCAAAUAGGAAUUCCCAUUUCCGGAGAAGACAACAGACUUCCCGUAAUAGACGGAAAUCCAAUUGCCCCUGUGCCUAAAGCCAAAAUGGGCUAAGAGCAAUUUCAAUCUACCUAAUC
Moneuplotes crassus is the source of this 1010-nucleotide messenger RNA. NCBI's taxonomy places the organism in Eukaryota, Ciliophora, Spirotrichea, Euplotida, Euplotidae. The record is from the annotation of a GenBank genome assembly.